CAGAACAAACAAUGACGACUUGUUGAAUAAACCGCACACAAACACACCUCCACAAAGUUAAGCCUGUGUACAUAUAUUAUCCAUUAUCAGUCUAAAUUAAAAAUCUAAUUAACUGGGAGUGUUUCGUUCUCUAGAUGCUUAUUAUCCCCACCAGUGGUGAGGACAGCUAGCUUUGUGCACCUUUACUAUCCAAACCAACCCUCUUUGUUCUCCUUUCCUUUAAUCCUAAAAAAAAGGAAGAGGAACACAGACUGUAGGCUAUUGAAAUAGGACAUUUUCAGUGUCCAAUGAUUUGUUCUCUUUGUUCUACUAGAUGCUUAAUCUCUCCACCAGUGGUAAAGCCAUUGAAGCCAUUAUUUUUGCAGCAUCAGCUUUAUUCUAGGGCUCAUUUGGCCUCAUGCUCAUGCUAUGGCUACUUCUCAUGUCUCCUAAAUUGCAUCCACGUUUCCUUCUCUUGCUUCCCUCACUUGCAUGGAGAGACGCGAGGAAACGAAGCAGAGGAGAGAGGAACUAGGAAAUAUGUUUUAAGAGACGUCCUUCCCUAGAGCAUCACGUGAAGCAACAUUCGUUUGUGAUAAAGACAUCAGCUGAUCCCGGGUCGGCUUUAACAGCUGUUUAUGUCCGCACAGAUAACAGUAACAGUGUUAUCUGAGUAGCCUCCUUUACCUGAUAUACACCUGCACAUGAAGAACAACCUGCAGCCUGCUUCUAAAACACAUGUUUAAUGAUCCCAUCCAUGGUAGCAUAGAGUUACACCCACUCCUCAUCAAGAUCAUUGACACACCUCAGUUCCAGAGACUUCGAUUCAUAAAGCAGCUUGGAGGUGUCUACUUUGUUUACCCUGGAGCGUCUCACAACCGCUUUGAACACUCGAUCGGGGUGGGAUACUUAGCAGGAAAACUUGCUGAGGCUCUCAGGUCAAGGCAGCCAGAACUCAACAUCACUGACAGAGACGUCCUUUGUGUUCAGAUUGCUGGCCUCUGUCAUGACCUGGGUCAUGGACCCUUUUCCCAUCUGUAUGAUGGACUGUUCCUCCCCAAAGCACUGGAAGAAAAGGGGGAAUCAAAGAAAUGGAAGCAUGAAAAUGGCUCUUGUGACAUGCUAGACCACCUGCUGAAAGAGAAUAAUCUUGAACCAGUGAUGGAGAAGUAUGGACUGAAACCUGAAAAAGACAUAACAUUCAUCAAGGAGAUGAUUGCUGGACCUCUACAGGAAUCUAAAAGCAAGAAGUGGCCGUACAAAGAGCGCCCAGAAGAAAAGUCCUUCCUCUACGAAAUUGUGUCCAACAAAAAAAACGGCGUUGAUGUGGACAAGUUUGACUACUUGGCCAGGGACUCUUUAUACCUGGGAAUCAAGAACACCUUUGACUUUCAUCGCUUCCUGAAGUUUGCCAGAGUGUGUGAGGUUGAUGGAAGGAAAACUAUCUGCACCAGAGACAUAGAGGAGGACAAUAUGUACCACUUGUUCUACAUAAGACACCGUCUCCACAAAAGAGCCUAUCAGCACAGAGUAAACAAAGUCAUUGAACAUAUGAUUGCAGAGGCUUUUUUGAAAGCAGACGGUCACAUUGAGAUUGAAGGAUCAGGAGGGAGGAUGUUCACUCUCUCUACAGCCAUUGAGGACAUGGAGGCCUACACAAAGCUCACAGACAACGUGUUUGAGGAAAUACUGAAGUCUUCCCGUCCUGAGUUACAAGAGGCAAGAGAGAUUCUGCAAAACAUUGUCUCUCGAAAGAUCUACAAGUUUGUUGGUGAGACAAAGCCAAAGAAGACCAUCAAGGAUUGGAAAAGCCGGAUUUCUGGCUGGAAAGAAGAAUUGGCUCAACCCCUUCCUGACGAGGAAGAAAACAACCUGAAACCAGAGGACUUUGAAAUCCUGGUCAUUAACAUGGACUACGGCAUGAAAGAUGAGAACCCUGUUGAACAUAUGCAUUUCUACAGCAAGAAGGAGCCUGACGUGGCAAUGCCAAUGUCCCCUGAAAAUGCAUCCAGGAUUAGAACAGAGAUCUUUUCUGAGCAGCUGAUCAGGGUCUUCUGUAAGAAGAUUGAUGAACAGAGUGUGGAGGCUGCCAGACAGCACUUUGAACAGUGGUUAAGGAUGGAGCCAAAUCUGCUUGGACCUGAGGGUAAUUAGAGCGAUCCUCCUGAAGUUGACACCAAGGAACUUACCAAACAACAUGAAUAACACUGAAUAAUAUUCGCAUUCAGACCUAGCACUCGUGUUUUUUCUCGCUUUUAUCAUAUACAUGCUGUAUCAUUCUUUUAAAUUGAUUGUUUAAAAAUCAGUUCCAACAACA
Labrus bergylta (ballan wrasse) is the source of this 2296-nucleotide messenger RNA. The record is from RefSeq and is a predicted model, not a curated record. NCBI's taxonomy places the organism in Eukaryota, Metazoa, Chordata, Actinopteri, Labriformes, Labridae.